Messenger RNA from Cooperia oncophora, 2808 nucleotides. The record is from the annotation of a GenBank genome assembly. Lineage: Eukaryota; Metazoa; Nematoda; Chromadorea; Rhabditida; Trichostrongylidae.
AUGGAAGGUUCUGGUAAAAUGAUAUUGACCGCUGUCGGUGUGAACUCUCUCAACACGGGUAUCAUUAUGACGCUUCUCGGUUCUGGCAAGCCAGGUAUUGGUGGGGCAGACGACAAUUCCACGUCAACUUCAUCGAGUUCGUCCAGCUCUUCGUCAAGCUCGAGCUCAUCGUCUCAUUCAACGAAUUCGAGUGACGAUGAUGACAGUCUCUCGGCGAAGUCCGUGCUGCAGUCAAAACUCUCCCAACUGGCGUUACAGAUCAUUUACUGCGGAACAACCGUUGCUGGAGUCGCCUUGAUCGUACUAAUUACGAGAUUUUGUAUUGAACACUAUGUGCGCGAUGGAAUUCCGUUCAGCAUAUCAGAUAUUCAGAUGUUCGUCAAAUUCUUCAUCAUAGCCGUAACGAUCCUGGUUAUAUCUAUUCCUGAAGGGCUUCCGCUAGCCAUCGCAUUAGCAUUGACGUAUUCCGUGAAAAAGAUGAUGCAUGACAAUAAUCUCGUACGCCAUCUGGACGCAUGUGAGACUAUGGGCAAUGCGACGUCGAUCUGCUCGGACAAGACCGGAACACUGACUACGAACCGGAUGACCGUCGUGGACUCCUACAUCAAUGGUAAUCAUUACGAGGGUCAAGACAGUCAGCCAAAUGGAAGCGCUUUGCCUGGAAAUACGACUCAUCUUUUAUGUGAAGCGAUCUCUGUAAAUAGCGCUUAUAACUCGAUGAUCGUGGAACCAACAAAGCCCGGUGAACAAGUGCAACAGCUGGGUAACAAAACCGAAUGCGGUCUACUCGGCUUCGUUCAACGACUUGGUGGCGACUAUGCGCUCAUUCGUAAGAACUUCCCCGAAGAGUCAUUGGUGAAGGUGUACACAUUCAACUCGUCUCGAAAAUGUAUGAUGACCGUUAUCAAUCUGUUCGAAAAUGGUGUAAAGGUCGGCUAUCGUGUCUAUUGCAAGGGAGCCAGUGAAAUCAUUCUUGGACGAUGUGCUUACGUCAUCGGAUCCGACGGCAAACCUCAUCACUUCUCAUCCGAACGAAUGAAGGAGAUUACGGCUACCGUAAUCUCUCCUAUGGCUAAUAGUGGUUUGCGUACGAUUUGCGUCGCCUACAAGGACUAUAUUCGCAAAGACGUGCGACAAGCCGAUCGAACGGAGUCGAGUUACUGGAGAACGAUUCUGAUAAUCGAUUGGAAUAAACGAGCCAGCGAACUCCCCUCCGCCACCACAAUCUUGUUGGUAUCGGCAAAUCUGUGGUAUACAGGAGCACCUGUCAGACCCGAAAACCGCACGCUAUCGAGCGCCUGUAACCCACACAGCCCCGCCCUAUCACUUACUGGUGCGCAUGGUCACUGGUUUGACAUAUUUAAACGACUGGCCAGAGCCAUUGCUAUGUCGUGCCGAAUUCUCGAGCCCGGCGAGGACUUUUUGGCCCUUGAAGGCAAAGAGUUCAAUGAGAGGAUACGUGGCCCAGACGGUAAAGUCUCACAGGCGAAACUGGAUGAAGUCUGGCCACGCCUUCGAGUGUUAGCUCGAGCUCAACCGGCUGAUAAGUACACCUUGGUGAAGGGUAUCAUUGAAAGUAAAGCCACACCUCAGAGGGAAAUUGUCGCUGUAACUGGAGACGGCACCAAUGACGGUCCAGCUCUGAAGAAAGCCGACGUCGGUUUCGCUAUGGGUAUCGCAGGAACCGAUGUAGCUAAAGAGGCUUCAGACAUCAUUCUUACGGACGACAACUUCACUUCAAUCGUUAGGGCUGUUAUGUGGGGUCGUAACGUCUACGAUUCGAUUUCAAAAUUCCUGCAGUUUCAACUCACUGUCAAUGUCGUUGCUGUACUCACUGCAUUUGUCGGAGCUGUCACAGUGUCGGAUUCACCACUGAAGGCUGUUCACAUGCUUUGGAUAAAUUUGAUCAUGGACACCUUUGGCCACGGAAGUCCUACUGAUGAACUGCUGAACCGCAAGCCAUAUGGAAGGAAAAAAUCUCUUAUUUCACGAACCAUGGUGAAGAACAUUCUCUGCCAUGCCCUGUAUCAACUUUUGAUUCUAUUCACAAUCUUCUAUUACGGUGACCGCAUCUUCGGCAUCAAGUCCGGUCUGUAUGCACCUCUUUUCGCCCCACCUUCUCAACACUUCACUAUCGUCUUCAAUGCAUUCGUCAUGAUGACCCUGUUCAACGAGAUCAACGCCAGAAAGGUUCACGGCGAACGCAACGGACUGGCUAGUAAUCGAGUAUUUUGCGUGAUUUGGGUGUCGACGUUUAUCGGCCAAAUUCUCAUCACUCAGUUCGGUGCAGCGUGGUUCUCCACUGCUCCCUUGACAAUUAAACAGUGGAUCGUCUGCCUUGCACUAGGCGUUUCAACUCUUCUCUGGGGUCAGGUUGUGGCUACGAUUCCAAGUAAGAAACUGCCCAAGACUUGGAAGGUCGGACGUGGAGAGGUGGAACCGUCAAAGAUUCACAUUAAUGGCGACUACAAUGUACGCACUAGAUCGCGUGCGCUGACUGUCCGUCGUUCAGGAAAAUCGUUAUGGAUGAGAGGAAUGUUCCUCAUGGGACAACAUCUCCGUACGAUUCGUGCAUUCCAAAUGCGUGACAGGAACAUCGGCAAAACUGCACCCACGAUGACAGCGGAAGCGGCAGAGCGGUGGCGAUCCAGUUAUCGGAAGUAUCGGCAUCAAAAACACCAUGAGAAAAGUGGGAUCAUUUCAUCGAUUUUCCGGGAUUUACUGACAAUAACAGUAGUCCUCUUGUGGUCACUGUGGAAUGAGGCACCCCGUGGGUCAAGGAAUUCUCGGCUGACGGCUAUGAUAUGA